This is a messenger RNA of Leguminivora glycinivorella, 1399 nucleotides long. It is a transcript of the gene Tra2, whose product is annotated as transformer-2 protein homolog alpha. Lineage: Eukaryota; Metazoa; Arthropoda; Insecta; Lepidoptera; Tortricidae. The coding region runs from base 140 to 976 and encodes 278 amino acids. Gene Ontology annotation, molecular function: RNA binding. The transcript has 8 exons. Gene Ontology annotation, biological process: positive regulation of mRNA splicing, via spliceosome. The record is from RefSeq and is a predicted model, not a curated record. Gene Ontology annotation, cellular component: spliceosomal complex.
GUGGUGUCGCCAUUUUGUUUUUCAGUUGGUGUUCACAGUGAGGCGUGCGCGUGUGAUAUUAUUUGGCUUUCUGCGGUUAAUAAUAGAUUGAAUACGAGUUAAUUGUUUUGCUUUCAUUUUACACGACAUAAAGAUCAUCAUGUCAGAUCGAGAGAGGAGUCGCUCGAGGACUCGUAACGGUUCCCGCGAGGCUGCACCUAAACCUCCAACGAUGUCUCGGGGACACAGCCGAAGCCGGUCUCGGACGCCGCCCCCGCCAAAAGCUUCAAGCAGGAAGUAUAGAAGCCCCUCGCGCUCCAGAUCGCGGUCGCGGUCGGGCUCGGCGCGGCGCGGCUACCGCGCGCGCUACUCGCGCUCGCGCUCGCGCAGCUACUCGCCUCGCGGGUCCUACCGCCGCUCGCACAGCCACAGUCCCAUGUCGUCGCGCCGCCGCCACCAGGGGGACAGGGUGAGAGUUGCUUCAUAUGAAAACCCGACGCCGUCUCGUUGUCUGGGAAUCUUUGGACUCAGUCUGUACACCACAGAACAACAGAUCAACCACAUCUUCUCUAAAUAUGGACCGGUAGAGAAAGUGCAAGUUGUCAUAGAUGCUAAGACUGGACGAUCCCGAGGCUUCUGCUUCGUAUACUACGAAUCCCAGGAUGACGCCAAGGUGGCCAAGAACGAAUGCACUGGUAUGGAGAUCGACGGACGCCGCAUCAGAGUUGACUACUCCAUCACGCAGCGCGCGCACACACCUACACCUGGCAUAUACAUGGGCAAACCUACUGUGAGCGGUCGAGGUGACAACGGCUACGACAGGCGAGGGCGAGGCGACAGAGAUGACUACUACUACCGCGGCGGCGGCUACCGCGAGCGCGACUACUACCACCGCUCGUACCGCCACCGCUCGCCCUCGCCGCACUACCGCCGCUCGCGCCGCUACGAGCGCGAGCGCUCCUACUCGCCGCGUAUUGAAACAAGAAGUAAAGGAUGAAGUUCCUUGAAACUAACUGUGUUGAAGUUUUGAAAAUGUUUGAUUGAAAAGUCCUUUCGAAAUGGAAAAUCCCGACCGGUUUCUGGGUGCCGAAACAACUGCUCGGUGCCGAAGCGAAGCUUUCGGAAAAUGUUGGCAAAUGUCGAAGCGAAAAGAAUAUGAUCGAGUCGGCGGCGUAAAGUAGGGAGCGACACUGCGGGAGCGCAGAUCAUAUUCUUAUCAAACGACAACUAACUAUCAAGUCUAGACAACCACUUCCUUUACCUACUUUUCAACGUGAUCUUUUGCAUUUUUUCAGAGACAUAGUAUGUAUUUAAAUAUAAUUAUAUAUCGAAGUAUUGAGUAUGACAUCAUAUUUCACAUUCUCUAGUGUAGACUUGUGUUGUGAGCGACUUGUUAAUAAACAUUAGUUUUGUAAUGUCA